GAGACUGAGCCGGGGGACCCGGUGAGAAAUAGACAGAGAGGAGAGGAAGGGUUAUCGAGACAAGAAGCAGAGUGUGUGUGUCUGUGUGUAUGUGAACUUGGGUGGACGUGUGUGUUUUGAAGCAGCCAGUAAUUACCUUCCAGCAUCUGCACCAAUCAAGAGCUGUGGAGGGAGAGAGGUACAGAGUGAGCGAGUGCAUUUAGAUUUCACAGUCUAUUCCCAGGCAAAAAGACAUACACACACACAGCCCAUUUAUUUAAUCAGAGUCAGGGAGAAGGAACGGAAGUGUUUUCUUUGGGGGAGCACAGCUCAUCCUUUCUCCUGUUUACCGACUCCUGGUGGGUGAAGAAAGAUGGACAAGAUGAACCACAGCUCAGCUGAGGCAGAGCCUGAAACCAUAGAAGCGCUGCGUUACCUCAGCAAAGGGGAUGCAGCAGCUAUCGAGACAGAACUGUUUAGAGACUACAGGUUUGGACAACAGCAGCUGAUAGAGCUUUGGGGACAAGCAUGUGCUCUCGCCAUCACUAAGGCCUAUCCAUUGAGUGCUCUAUCAAAGAAGCAGCCAACAGUGCUGGUGAUCUGUGGUCCAGAUCAAAAUGGCUCCAUUGGCCUGGUGUGUGCCAGGUAUCUUCGCAUAUUCGAUUAUGAGCCCACAAUCUAUCACCCAAAACGUUCCUCUCACAGUCUGCACCAGGAUUUCACAAUUCAGUGUGAGAAGAUGGAUAUCCCUUUCCUCUCCUAUCUCCCUACAGAGGUGCAGCUUAUAAAUGAUGCCUACAACCUAGUGAUUGAUGCCAUGCUGGGCAUUGAGGAAGACUCAUCCAAUAUUAAAGAGCCAUAUUCUGGUAUCCUGGUCACCCUGAAGCAAAUCAAGAUUCCUAUUGUCAGUGUGGAUGUGCCCUCAGGUUGGGAUGCAGAUGAACCAAGUCAGGAUGGGAUAAACCCAGAAGUUCUCAUCUCACUCAUGGCACCAAAGAAGUGUGCACUAAACUUCUCCGGAAAGCAUUUCUUGGCUGGACGCUUCCUGCCCUAUGACAUUCAGAAAAAGUAUGAGCUUAAUCUCCCAGACUACGCUGGCACAGACUGUCUGCUGGAACUGUAACACAUGGAAACACAAGAGCUGGUAUAACCACUCUUCCCAUGGUUGCAUUUAUAGGUUGUUACAGUAAUUCAAUGUCAACAUCUCGGUUGUUUAGAUCGAAAUGCACAUAAGCCAAAUGUGUUGUUAAGCUUCUGUAAAAGGAUGAUACUUAGACCCAUGGCUUUGAGUCGUGUCUGUUAGGAAAUGGCAUGAGGAGUAUGUUGUUAGUCAAAGUGUAAAAGCUGUAGCAUUACACUGUUUUCUAAUUUCCAGAUUCAGCAAAGAAAAAAACAUUUUUUCUAUCAAACGUCACUGGAUUUUUGUUUUUUUAAAUCAGCUUUUAUGUUUUCAUAUACACCUUCUGAGGACCUUAUUCCCUGAGUGUGCUGCUAAAAUAGCGUGGUGUAGGUUGGCAUUUCAAAUAUAUAUAAUUGUGUUUUUUUGGGUUUUUUUUUUAUUUUGAAACUUGCCAUUACAUUCUUUUAGUCAUUGCAUUUGCUUUUACAAAAAGCUCAGAUAUUUCUUGUUGACCAAUAAAAAAGAAAAUGUCUCCAAUUUCA
This is a messenger RNA of Girardinichthys multiradiatus, 1641 nucleotides long. It is a transcript of the gene yjefn3, whose product is annotated as YjeF N-terminal domain containing 3. The transcript has 6 exons. The coding region runs from base 353 to 1102 and encodes 249 amino acids. Gene Ontology annotation, molecular function: NAD(P)HX epimerase activity. NCBI's taxonomy places the organism in Eukaryota, Metazoa, Chordata, Actinopteri, Cyprinodontiformes, Goodeidae. The record is from RefSeq and is a predicted model, not a curated record. Gene Ontology annotation, cellular component: mitochondrion.